AGCUAGUCUGGGUGUUCGCAGUCAGCUAGCUAACCUGUUUCGUAACAUUGGACAAAGUGAGGGCUGACCCUGCAGUAGGCUACCACUUCGGAAUGUGACAAUAUUCUAUUGUCUAUGCGGCUUGCUUGUUAGCCACAACAACAUAUUGUCAAAUUGCACGUAACGUAAAUCGACUAAACGAACUAGUAUGGAUUUCUUAACCUCACACCUGAAGCGUGGUUUGUGACGAUGGUAUCGUUCGUGUUCGUGCUUCUAACACGGACGUCUGGUAGAAUCGCAUACUCAUCUUCACAUCAUCUAGUACUGAGUUGUUUUAUCGUAUCGAUGACUCGAGGUGCAAUUGACUAAUGGAACUAAAGACUCGUGUCCUUUAAUUACGAGUUCCGUGGACAUUUUGGUGGGGAAAACUAUACGCUGUGGUUAACGUUAGGCCCGCUGUCCAACAGAGAUGGUCUACAGGACUGCACAUCUCUAUGAUGAUUGCAUACCCAGUGUCGUUUCCACGACAGCGAGUUUUCCCUUUGCCUCACGAUGACUCCCAGGACGACUGAGAACCCCUCCCAGUCCUAGGUCCCUCGCUUCCUGAUUGGACGGCCGCCCGAUAUUAUUCCCAGGCUGCAAUGACAUAGAGGAGGGCCUCUUUCAAAAUGGAGAGAAAGAAGCCAUGCCCCCGCCUACUGGACUACCUGGUGGUAGUCGGAGCCAGGCAGCCCAGCAGUGACAGUGUGGCCCAGACCCCCCAGCUGCUCCGCCGCUAUCCCCUGGAGGACCACCACGACUUCCCGCUGCCACCGGACGUGGUGUUCUUCUGCCAGCCCGAGGGGUGCCUGAGCGUCCGGCAGAAGCGCAUGAGCCUCCGCGACGACACAUCCUUCGUCUUCACGCUCACCGACAAGGACUCGGGCGUGACGCGCUAUGGCAUCUGUGUCAACUUCUACCGCUCCUUCCAGAGGCGCCUGGGCAAGGCCGAGCGCGGGGAGGGCCACCGCAGCCGCGACAAGGAGAGGCCCCCAAAGGCCGCCCCGGCCCCCCAGGGCCCGGAGCACGGCGCCGGGGGCGACGCAGCGGGAGGGGCGGGGCCCGAGCCUGAGGAGGCCGGCAGCGAGAGCUCCGGGAGCGGCUCGUCCCUGGCGCCCCCCGGCGCCGACCCCGCCCCGGAUGGAGGCAGGUCGCCCCGGUCAAAGCGGAGCGCCAAUCUGGCCCCCAGGAACCGCAACAGCACCCUGACCUCCCUCUGCGUCCUCAGCCACUACCCCUUCUUCUCCACCUUCCGGGAGUGCCUGUACAUCCUGAAGAGGCUGGUGGACUGCUGCAGCGAGAGGCUCACCCAGAAGGCCGGCAUCCCCAAGGGCGUUCAGAGGGACACAAUGUGGCGGGUGUUCACCGGGUCACUGCUGGUAGAGGAGAAGAGCAGCGCGCUCCUGCAGGACCUGCGGGAGAUCGAGUCGUGGGUGUACCGGCUGCUCCGCUCCCCGGUCCCGGCGGCCGGGCUCAAGCGGGUGGACGUGGAGGUGCUCCCGCGGGAGCUGCAGCCCGCCCUCACCUUCGCCCUGCCGGACUCCUCUCGCUUCUCCAUGGUGGACUUCCCCCUGCACCUGCCGCUGGAGCUCCUGGGCGUGGACGCCUGCCUGCAGGUGCUCAGCUGCAUCCUGCUGGAGCACAAGGUGGUGCUGCAGUCGCGGGACUACAACGCCCUGUCGAUGAGCGUGAUGGCCUUCGUGGCCAUGAUCUACCCCUUGGAGUACAUGUUCCCCGUCAUCCCCCUGCUACCCACCUGCAUGGCCUCCGCAGAGCAGCUUCUUUUGGCUCCCACUCCGUAUAUCAUCGGCGUGCCAGCCAGCUUCUUCCUGUAUAAAUCCGAUUUCAAGAUGCCUGACGACGUGUGGCUGGUGGAUCUCGACUGUAACAAGGUCAUUAAGCCCAGCAAUGCGGAACUCCUGCCCCCUCUCUCGGAGCCUGAAGCCACAGAAUUGAAGAAACAUCUGAAGCAGCUUAUGCAGUGUCUGGUUAGGUUGACUGCGAUCACACAAAGGCAGAUCUUCGCCUCUGACCAAAAGGCCUUAGCGAGCAUGAGUCUCAACACCCAGCCCAUCCUCAACCUGGAGAAGUUCCACGAGGGCCAGGAGAUUCCCCUUCUGAGCGGCCGGGACAAUGCCUGCACCCCCUCCACGGAGUUCAACCCCCUCAUCUACGGGAAUGACGUGGACUCUGUGGACGUAGCCACGAGGGUUGCCAUGGUGAGGUUUUUUAAUUCCCCAAACGUGCUGCAGGGGUUCCAGAUGCACACGCGCACCCUGCGGCUCUUCCCCCGGCCUGUUGUAGCCUUCCAGGCCACCUCCUUCCUGGCCUCCCGGCCAAAGCAGUCCGGCUUCGCUGAGAAGCUCUCGCACACACAGGCGGUGGAGUACUUUGGGGAGUGGUCCCUGAACCCCACCAACUUGGCCUUCCAGAGGAUCCAUAACAAUGUGUAUGAUCCCUCCCUGAUUGGCGACAAGCCCAAGUGGUACGCCCACCAGCUUCAGCCCAUAUACUACCGCGUGUAUGACGCCAAUUCCCAGCUUGCGGAAGCCAUGAGUGUGCCACAGGAGAUGGAGAGGGAGGUGGACUCCGACCCCACUGAUGACAGUGGUAGUGACAGCGUGGACUAUGAUGACUCGAGCUCCUCUUACUCCUCACUCGGGGACUUUGUCAGCGAAAUGAUGAAGUGUGACAUCCAAGGCGACACACCAAACUUAGACCCCCCUACCCACGCUGCCCUGGGGGACGCCAGCGAGGUAGAGUUUCAGGACUUCCAGGAGUACCGGAUGGAGGCCUCCGACCAGCCCCUGGAAACAGAGGGCUCCCUGGAUGCACAGCAGCCCAAGUCCAGCUCCUCCACCACAGCCAGCUCCAGCCCCAGCACCAUCAUCCAGGGGGCCAAUCACGAGCAGGGUGAGCCAGGGGACAUGGAGGUGUCUGCUGCCGCCGUUGUGCCCAAUCACGUGCCGGGCUUGGGGCCGCAGCCCUUCCCCAAGGUGGGGCCUGAGCAGCGGGAUGGUGAGAUGCCGCCCCCUGGGGACCCUGCAACAAAGCGCAGAGAGUACGACAACCCCUACUUUGAGCCGCAGUACGGCUUCCCCACCGAGGACGACGGCGACGCUGAGGGGGAGCAGGAGGAAAGCUACACCCCCCGCUUCAACCAGAAUCUCAACGGGAACAAGGCCUUGAAGCCUCCGCGCCCCAGCAGCCUGAAGCUGCCCGGCGACUCGGAUGGAGAGACGGACUCGCACGCCAGCUCACCCAACUCCACCGUCUCCAACAACAGCACCGACGGCUUCGGGGGACUCAUGUCCUUUGCCAGCAAUCUGUACAAGAACCAUGGCACCAGUUUCAGUCUCUCCAACCUGGCUUUGCCCAACAAGGCAGCCCGGGAUAAGACCACUCCCUUCCCCAGUCUGAAAGAAUAUUUUAAGUUUGACGUAGAACAAGAUGUGGAACCAGUAUUUGGGCUAAAUUCUCUAAUGGAGAUAAUAACUGAAGCCAGCCCAGCGAGCGGUGAAGGAAACCGCCCACCCAGGGCCCUGGUGGACCAGAAGUCUUCGGUCAUUAAGCACAGCCCCACGGUCAAGAAGGAGUCUCCUUCCCCACAAGGCCGGGCCAACAACACCAGUGAGAAUCAGCAGUUCCUGAAGGAAGUGGUGCAGAGCGUGUUGGAGGGACAGGGCGUUGGCUGGCUCAACAUGAAGAAAGUGCGCCGCCUGCUGGAGAACGAGCAGCUGCGCGUCUUUGUGUUGAGCAAACUCAAUAGGGCCAUACAGUCUGAGGAGGACGCCAGGCAGGAGGUCAUCCAUGACGUGGAAAUUAGCCGGAAGGUGUACAAGGGAAUGCUGGACCUGCUGAAGUGCACGGUUUCCAGCCUGGAGCACUCCUACACCAAUGCAGGCUUGGGCGGCAUGGCCAGUGUCUUCAGCCUGCUGGAGAUAGCACGCACACAUUACCAAACCAAAGACCCCGAGAAACGUAAGCGAAGCCCCACAGACGGCGGGGGCAGCGGCAGCCCAGGCAGUAAGGACAGCCUGACCCCGCGGGGGGAGAGCGCCCGGCCCCUGGGCCCUCUGCUGGUGCCUCGGCUCCAGCUCCAGCCCCCCACGUCCUCCACCGGCAAGGGGGCCCGCCAGUUUGACACCCGAAGUCUGAAUGAAGAGAAUUUUAUUGCCUCUAUUGAUUUGUGGAGCAAGCACCAGGAUAACAGAAAGCAAAAAGCUAUGGAAAAACAACAGAGGUUGGAGGGAGCCAAGCAGGCAGUUGACCUCGGGGACACUGAUGAGAAGAAGUCCCAGAUCAGUGCUGACAGUGGACUGAGCGUCACCUCUGGCUCUCAGAAGAGCGACUCAGAGUCUGUGGCCAGCUCGGAACCCCCAGCCCUCACCAGAAGCACCAGCCAAGAUUCGGAGGCCAGCACAGUGGUGAGUAACAGCUCGGGAGAGACGCUGGGGGCCGACAGCGACCUGAGCAGCAACGCAGGGGACGGGCCGGCUGGCAGGCUAGCCCCCCACCUCACCAUCUCCAGGGGAACCCUCUCCGACAGCGAGAUCGAGACCAACCCAGCCACCAGCUCUGUGUUUGGCAAGACUCACAAGCUGAAAGCAGGCGUGAAGCAGCCCCGUGGAAGCUUGGGCAGGGGGGCCCCAGUGAUGCCCCUGGAGGACGUCAGCAUGAGGAUCUACCUCUGCGAAGGCCUGCUGGGGCGGGACAAGAGCUCCGUGUGGGAUCAGCUGGAGGAUGCCGCCAUGGAGACCUUUUCUCUGAGUAAGGAGCGCUCCACUCUCUGGGACCAGGUCCAGUUUUGGGAGGAUGCCUACCUGGACGCUGUCAUGCUUGAGCGGGAGGGGAUGGGCAUGGACCAGGGGCCGCAGGAAAUGAUUGACAGAUACCUGUCGCUUGGAGACCACGACCGGAAACGCCUGGAAGACGAUGAGGACAGACUGCUAGCGACUCUGCUACACAACAUGAUCGCUUACAUGCUGAUGAUGAAGGUGAAUAAGAAUGACGUCAGGAAGAAAGUCAGGAGGCUGAUGGGGAAGUCUCACAUCGGCCUGACCUACAGCCAGGAGAUCAAUGAUGUUCUGGAGCGGCUGCCCACCCUGACUGGGCGGGAGCUCUCAAUCCGGCCCAGUGGGAGCCGUCACAUCAAGAAGCAGACUUUUGUGGUGCAUGCUGGAACGGACACCACAGGAGAUAUCUUCUUCAUGGAGGUGUGCGACGACUGCAUCGUCCUGCGAAGCAACAUCGGCACGGUGUACGAGCGCUGGUGGUACGAGAAGCUCAUCAACAUGACCUACUGCCCCAAGACCAAAGUCCUGUGCCUGUGGAGACGUAACGGCCAGGAGACACAACUCAACAAGUUCUACACCAAGAAGUGUCGGGAGCUGUACUACUGUGUGAAGGACAGCAUGGAGCGUGCAGCCGCCAGGCAGCAGAGCAUCAAACCAGGGCCAGAGCUGGGCGGGGAGUUCCCUGUGCAGGACAUGAAGACAGGAGAGGGAGGGCUGCUGCAGGUCACCCUGGAGGGCAUCAACCUCAAGUUCAUGCACAGCCAGGAGCGGAAGGUUUUCAUAGAGCUGAAUCACAUUAAAAAGUGCAAUACUGUCAAAGGAGUCUUUGUCCUGGAGGAAUUUGCAGUUCCUGAAACUAAAGAAGUGGUGAUCCACAAGUACAAGACUCCAAUGGCUCACCAGAUCUGCUACUCUGUGCUGUGUCUCUUCUCCUACAUGGCCGCCGUGAGGGGGAAGGAGGCGGAGACCAAGCCCAAGGCCUUGUCCCCCCGGCCCCUCACCAGCUAGUCCAUGCCCCCGAAAACUUCUUCCCUUGGUUACUCACCAGCUAGUCCAUGCUCCAAAACCUUCUUCCCUUGGUUCCUGACCUGCUAAACUAUGCCCCAAAACCUUUUUCCCUUGGUUCCUCACCUGCUAGUCUGUGCCUGAAAACCUUCUCUCCCCAGCUCCUCACCUGCUAGUCUAUGCCCCAAAACCUUCUCUGCUUGGUUCCUCACCUGCUAGACUAUGCCCCUAAACCUUCUUCCCUUGGUUCCUCACCUGCUAGACUGUGCCCCAAAGCCUUCUCUCCCCAGCCCCUCACCAGCUAGUCUAUGCCCCAAAACCUUCUCCGCUUGGUUCCUCACCUGCUAGCCUAUGCCCCAAAACCUUCUUCCCUUGGUUCCUCACCUGCUAGACUAUGCCCCAAAACUUCAUCACCCCCAGCCCCUUACUAGCUAGUCCAUACCGCAACGCUAUCUCCCCCCCCCCCC
Messenger RNA from Anguilla anguilla (European eel), 6286 nucleotides. RefSeq names its product MAP-kinase activating death domain (gene madd). The coding region runs from base 648 to 5822 and encodes 1724 amino acids. The transcript has 41 exons. Gene Ontology annotation, biological process: regulation of apoptotic process; regulation of Rab protein signal transduction. Gene Ontology annotation, cellular component: cytosol. The record is from RefSeq and is a predicted model, not a curated record. Lineage: Eukaryota; Metazoa; Chordata; Actinopteri; Anguilliformes; Anguillidae. Gene Ontology annotation, molecular function: guanyl-nucleotide exchange factor activity.